UAGAGGCGGACAGCGUCGCCCCGCGGCCGCCAAGCGCCAGAUCCCGGCUGUCCGCCGCCCUCCCGCAUCCUCCCUUUCCCGAGAUGCCGGGCCGCGACCCCCGCUCGGGCCCUCGCGAGCGUUUCCCGGUGGCGGCGGUGGAUGCCAUCCUGGAGGAUGUGGUAGGGAGCUACGCGAGGGAGCAGCGCUACGAGCCAGCCCGGUGCGGGGAGCUGGCGAAGGACAUGGCAGAGGUUAUUAAAGCUCGGGUAAAAGGCCUUAUGAUACCGAGGUACAAGAUUGUUGUGGUGACAUAUAUUGGGCAGUUGAAUGAGCAGAGCAUGCAGAUCGGAAGCAGGUGCCUCUGGGAUCCUGCAAGUGACACAUUUUCAUCGUACACGGUCAAGAACACUUCACUCUUUGCUCUUGCAAAUGUCUAUGGUGUCUAUUUUGAAUAAGAAGGCAGGCAAGUUUGACAGCAGGAGAAAUGAAUAUUCAGCCUGACUCUUCCUCUUUCUAUUGUUGAAAAUGGUUGUGAAGGUCCAAGGCAACUUUCACCUGUUCUGAAAUGUGGUUAACAUAAGCCUUUUGGGGGUGAAUGUAAUAACUAUUUCUCAGUGCUUUCUCUGGGAAGUGAUUCUCUGUUAAAUGCUGUCUUGCACCUGAUUCUAGCUGCUUUCAGAACCAUGUAUCCCUGUAAUAUUUUUUUCUCUCUGCAUUUGCCCUCACUGUGAGAUCCCUAAUUAUAAACCACAGAGGGAUUUUUGGAAAGUAAACCAAAAGCAUUUUAAAUACUGUCCCUGUUAAAUAACAUUUGCAGGUCCCACGGCCCCAGCUUCAUAUACACUCUGUGUCGCAGAUGCUGUGUCCUGUUAAGCCACAGUAGCUCAGUGCUGCAAGUGACCCUGCCCGAGGAAUAGGGGGUUCCCUUCAAACCAGAGGUGCCCUGGGUGAGCUCCGCAGAAGAGAGUGCAAGGGCUGGGAGCUCUGCUCGUUGAGGCCUGGCCUGGCUGCCCCUGAGCCCCGAGUGCAGAAGAAGUGACUGAGAGAAUGUGCUUAAUUCUGCUUGGAAAAAACUAGCUCAGUCCUGUAGUGUUUGAAAUCAAGUGAAAAAUGUCUUCCAAUUAUAUCACAUUUAGAGUAUGUAGAGCUAAUGUGUUUGGGCCCUUUUAUCAAAGGUGCUUGAAUCCAGAAAAAAAAAAAAUUGAAUUGGGGUUCUCAGCUGACUCUUGCCUAUACAUGAGAGUCGGAGUACUCUGCACUCAGCAGCGUAUUUUCAGUCUCCCUGGGUGCAAAUUACCUGUCCAUAGGCAGGACCUCGCAGACAUGACUGGAAGCAGCUGGAAUAGGAAAUAAACCCUAGCUGCUGUCUGCCCGGUGCCAGGGCUGGUGCUGCCUGAGCACGUCUCACCUGCUGCAGCUCUUCCCCAGCUGGGGUAGGCUCUGACUCAGGUCUUACAGCAUGACACAGUGCUCAGAGCUAUCUGCACUGCCUGUGUUUUAUUCUGAUUCUGAUGACAGACUUUUUGCUACCCAUAUUUCACAGCUGAAACCUGCUGUUGGAUUUUCCUAAGGAAGAGAACAAGUAUAUAAGAAACUGCUUAUUUGAUUACAUGUUAUCUGCAAAGCUGAAACUAGAACAGUAAUUAGGUAGAUGGGAAGAAAUAUUUGUACACAUGACCAGAAGUUUAACUCUAAACUACUGUAAACACUGUGUGGAAUCACAAAACAACCUGACUGUCAUUGCAGCUGUUUGCUGGUUUGUGCUACAACAUUUAACACUUGGCCUUUACUCCCUAGUGCACUCCCAAAAAUAAAGCUAC
This is a messenger RNA of Cuculus canorus (common cuckoo), 1802 nucleotides long. RefSeq names its product dynein light chain Tctex-type family member 5 (gene DYNLT5). Gene Ontology annotation, molecular function: dynein intermediate chain binding. The coding region runs from base 84 to 437 and encodes 117 amino acids. The record is from RefSeq and is a predicted model, not a curated record. NCBI's taxonomy places the organism in Eukaryota, Metazoa, Chordata, Aves, Cuculiformes, Cuculidae. Gene Ontology annotation, biological process: microtubule-based movement. Gene Ontology annotation, cellular component: cytoplasmic dynein complex; cytoplasm. The transcript has 3 exons.